This is a messenger RNA of Pocillopora damicornis (cauliflower coral), 1364 nucleotides long. RefSeq lists its product as uncharacterized. The record is from RefSeq and is a predicted model, not a curated record. Gene Ontology annotation, cellular component: centriole; ciliary transition fiber. Lineage: Eukaryota; Metazoa; Cnidaria; Anthozoa; Scleractinia; Pocilloporidae. Gene Ontology annotation, biological process: chemical synaptic transmission; mitochondrion organization; cilium assembly.
AGGUGCCAUAAAUAUUCUGGAAUUUCAAAAUGGCGCCGGGUAGUAAGAAGCAGAAAAAGACGAAGUCUAAAAAAUCUAAAGGCAGCCAGUCUGGACUGAGUCGUAUCGCCUCUACUCUUGUGCCAAGCGCCAUUUUUGCAGCAGUACCGAGAACAUCAUCCAGUUUAUCGCAAACAUGGCCUCGUCGAUCGCCAUCUCCACUCGAGCAGGCAAUAGGCGAAGCAGGAAACGUCGGUAGGGUUUUAAUUGGUGAUCUUUCGAAACGACCGCGGGCGGAGUUACCUUCAGUUCCAGGAGAAAACGGCGAUGAACGCAGCGCAUCAGCUGAUCGACAGGGCAACGAACAUGAUCGUGACGAAAAGGUUAGGGAAGAUUGGGAGGACGACUAUGAAACCGUUCAUGGCAGCAAAAAGUUUGACAAGACUACAAAAUACCACAAGAUGACUAAGGAAGGUACAUUGGCUGUAACUGAGGAGAUGGAAGGAGCAACAGCCGAAAACGGUGGGGAACCAUCGCAACAUUUCUACCAUGUUUUAGAUCAUGACAGCGGUCAGGUCGUUCAGCCUGUAUAUUCGAGAGUUGACAAGAGGAAAAAAAGUGCAGCAAAACAAUCUGUUGAUGGAGACAAAGAAGAGAAAGAAUCACUGAGUGAGGUCAGUUAUAGUAGCGAUGAGCUCACAGAUGUUACCAGUCAUGAUGAAGAGAGCACAACUAGUGGAUCACGAGCAAAACGUUCUCUUGAUUUUGGUGGACGAAGAUGCAGUAGGAAAGGCAGCAGAGAGGAAAGUCAUGAUGGUCAGGAUAUUGUUGAUGGACCAGGAUCUCACAGCAAAAAAGGGAGCACUAAACGGCAGACCCCUGACACAAUUCAGGAGGUAUCAGAAGAUGCUGGUGAGGAAGGAGAUGGGGCAGCUCCUCCUCCUAUUCCACCUUACUUGGAAGACACAUCCCCAGAGGCUCCUGAACGUCGCCGUAGGAGUAGACAGAGGUCAGCACUGGAUCAGUUGGAUGGUCCAGGUGAGCCCCUUCCUCCCAUUCCUGGGGAUCCACCUGAGAACAGGCUCACGGAUGAACAGAGAAGAGCUCUGAAGGUUGUGGAGAGGUUAGGGUUUGAGGGAGUGUCUCAGAAACUUGCUCUGAGUGAUCUCUCUGAAGAUUCUGAAAGUUAUAUGACACCAGUGGUGCCCAAGAAUACUAUCGACUUCAAUGGAAAAACGACAUUUGAGCGAGAGCAGUUUAAUGAUACUUUGACAGAAAGUAAUGUCCCAGUGUCUGAAGCAACAAUCGAGGAAGCAAACCUAAGUUUAGGUCAAACAUUUUCUGGUCUGGAUGGUUAUGAACUUCAGGAGGAGCUGCAAUCUCCA